Blepharisma stoltei is the source of this 583-nucleotide messenger RNA. The record is from the annotation of a GenBank genome assembly. Lineage: Eukaryota; Ciliophora; Heterotrichea; Heterotrichida; Blepharismidae.
AUGAUAAAAGAAAUAAACGAAAAGUCAUUGACUUGUAUAAAUGAGCUUAGAACUUUAGGGAAAGCAUUGGCCAUAAAUCAAUUAGAAACAACUGUGAAAAUAAACUUACUUCCCCCUUCCGUGAGCGAAUAAAAAAUUUUGUUUGAGGGGUAAUUUUUUUUUAAAAAAAAUUUAUAUAUAAAAAAUUAUGUUUUUCAAAAUAUAAAAAAUUGAGAAGUAAAAAUUAAUUUAAUUUGCAAAAUUCAUUUAAGCUUUUUUAUUAAACAUAAUUAGCUAGAGAUUUAACUAUAAUAAUUAUAACUUAUAUAUCAAUUUUUUUUUUCAUAAAACAAUUUUAUAUUAAAAUUUUGGUUCUCUCACUGAGGGUGAGUUAGAAAACUUGAAAGCUCAUAAUGAAAAAAUUGAAUCGAUGAUUAAACUAUUUGAAAAUAAAGAUAUUGUACCUCAAUUAAAUUGCAAGAAUUUGCAUAUUGAAAUAAAUGUAAAUGAACCUGUUUUUGAAAGGAGUGACUAUUAUGGAGCUCAAAUUGGCGAGAUUAAUGAGAUAAAAUCAAUUGAAAGCGGGCAAUUAGUAUAUAAAUAA